AUGUCUGAAACUGGAACCUGCACGUCCAUCAUCAACUUGCGCUACCAAGAUGGCAGUGAGGGAAGCCCAACUAAUCCUGCCAAGUUCAACAACCAAGACUACGAGCAGCUGAAAUCUUACAGUAGCCGCAGAGACAGACUGUUUGUGGACAGAACCUUCCCACCUGACAACCGAUCUCUGGGAGACCUGCCUGAUAUGCCAUCAUGGAAAGAGAACAAAGUGGAAUGGCUUCGCCCAAAGGAUGUCCUGAAAGCACAAGGCAGCAGCGAAGAUCCUUCCUUCAGUUUGAAAGGAGCUUCAAGGUUUGACUUUGGUCAAGGCAGUGUGGGUAACUGCUGGUUUUUGGCUGCAAUUUCUGCGCUGACAUUCCAGAAAGGUCUGAUGGCACAAGUUGUGCCCAUGGACCAGUCCUUUAGGAACUAUUCAGGAAUCUUUCACUUUAGGUUCUGGAGGUUUGGAAAGUGGGUGGAUGUUGUCAUUGACGACCACCUGCCAACACUCAAUGGCCAGCUGCUCUCUGUGCGCUCCAAAGGUGGAAAUGAGUUCUGGGCUCCUCUGCUGGAGAAAGCAUAUGCCAAGGUGUGUGGUACAUACGCGGACAUGAAUGCUGGGUUGCCAUCAGAGGCCUGCAAGGAUUUCUGUGGAGGUGUGCACAUGACUUUUGAACUCAGUCAGGUCCAUGAUUACUCCCAUGAUGACAAGCUGUGGCUCCAACUGAGCAGAGCCACUGGCUGCAAGUCGAUGAUUUGCUGCGGAACAGCACCAAAAGGGGGUGAGAUUGUGAACACCGUAGCAACCACUGGAUUGGUGGAUGCACAUGCUUAUUCUGUCACAGGAGUCACUGAGGUGGAGCUUUAUGGCUCUAAAAAGAGACUGGUGCGAUGCAUGAACCCCUGGGGCAGCCAAGAGUGGAGCGGGGAUUGGAGUGACAAGUCAAAAUUGUGGGACAGAGUAAGCCCAGAUGAUCGGGCCAAGUGUUCUGACCGCGAAGAUGGAGAGUUCUGGAUGGAGUUGGAGGACUUCUGUCGCUACUUCAACAUGAUGUCCAUCUGCUGUGAGAACCCUAACUUUUUGGAUGGUGACCUCACCUGCCAGUGGAAGUGCAUGAUUUAUGAUGGCAAAUGGGAAGCUGGCAGAACUGCUGGUGGCAGAAGCAGUACCGGGUCCUUUGCAAAGAAUCCUCAGUAUCGCAUCAAUGUGACCAAAAUAAAUAAGAACGAGGAGAACGACAUGAACAUCUUGAUUUCUCUGAUGCAGAAACCUCAGCUGGAGGGUCGCAAAGAUGCACAAAAAAGAUAUCAUGCAAUUAACGUUAGCGUCUACAAGGUUCCAGAAGGGACACGAUCAGGCCGUCUGCCUUCCUCCUUCUUCAACAGAAACAGACCCAUGAACUUGAGACAAAUGUAUGCCUACCAAAGGGAAAAGAUUGCGGAGUACAGCCUGGAACUUGGCGAGUAUGUGAUUGUGCCCUCCACCUACAAAGCCCACCAGAAUGCAGAAUUUGUUCUCACCGUCUUCUCCAAGGCUGACAGCAAAAUCACCCCCCAUGACCAUGAUGAUGAUGAUGAUGAUGACCACCACCAUAGCGAUGAUGAGGACGAAGAUGUUCCCAAGCCAUCAACUGACCACGAUGAUGAUGACGAUGAUGACAACGACUCUGAUCGCGCCCUGUUCAAGCGCUAUGCUGAUCAGAGAGGAAACCUGAGUGCCAGACAGCUGCGCAAGCUCCUGAAUGACAACUUCCCCCAUGGCACCUCUUACGGCUUCGGCUUGGACACCUGCAGGAGCAUGAUUGCAAUGAUGGAUACUGACCGCAACUGGAGGAUGGGCUUCCCUGAGUUCUCAAAACUGUGGACCAAGAUCAAUGAAUACAAGACACUCUUCAAACGCACAGAUGUGAACAGGAAUGGAUCCCUGCAGUCCGGUGAAGUCAAGGAGGCAAUUAAAUCUAAAGGAAUGGACGUGAAUGAUUUCAUGGUGCAGAUGAUGAUGAUCCGCUAUUCAGGCUCAUACACCACCAUGGAGGACUUCAUUGUUCUCAUGUUGCGCCUGGACAAAGGAUCAGAUAUUUUCAACAGCAGCUCAUCUGAUGGAGUCAUCACCAUGAGCUGGGAAGAGUGGACCAGCAACAUGAUGUACAACUAG
Molecule: messenger RNA, 2145 nt
Organism: Scomber japonicus (chub mackerel)
Lineage: Eukaryota; Metazoa; Chordata; Actinopteri; Scombriformes; Scombridae
Product: calpain-2 catalytic subunit-like
Exons: 21
Coding region: 1-2145 (714 amino acids)
Biological process (GO): proteolysis
Cellular component (GO): cytoplasm
Molecular function (GO): calcium ion binding; calcium-dependent cysteine-type endopeptidase activity
Source: RefSeq, a predicted model, not a curated record